Messenger RNA from Amoebophrya sp. A25, 1141 nucleotides. NCBI's taxonomy places the organism in Eukaryota, Dinophyceae, Syndiniales, Amoebophryaceae. The record is from the annotation of a GenBank genome assembly.
CAGAGGCCCCUCGCAGAGGAUUCGACGGUUGAAGUGAUCUCAUCGUAUGGCUCGUGUGAAUACUCCGCAGAUCAAAACUGCUACGAGGUACAGCUUCACCUGUGCCCAGCAAAGCUUUUCCUUGUUGACUAGUAGUUUCGUUGAAUUCAAAUCAAAUUAUUACUUUUUGCAUGAGAGCUACAAAUAUGCCAAUAGAUUUUUUUCUCCAAGAACUUUCUUCUCGUCCGCAAUGUUAUCCGCCUUUCUCUCGUCUCUAAUCCCGUUCCGGUCAUGUCUACCCGCGACGCCAUAGUGUGGUGGACGAAGGUCUUUCGGCUAGACAAGCGGCCCAAUAUCCGCACUUGCAUUCCAACGGCCAGGUCUUCAUCAUUCCAGACGGUAAAGUUUCCGAAGAGGAACUAGCAGAGCACAAACAACGACACGCAGAAAUGAUGGGCAGAAUCGACCAUGUUUAUGGGUUUUCGUAAAAAUGAAAAUGGUACUUAUAUAGAUAGAAGUACUGUAGUCGUGCGAGUAAGUAUGUUGCGUGGGGGACGUGCAGUACUUCUAUUGCUAGUAUGGUAUGAUUGCUAGAGUACGUCGCAGUUUUUUAUGGUUCUUGCAGUUCGUUCCAGUACUAUGUUGCAAAUAGUUGCUAGUAGUUCUAGGACUGGGUGAAGUGCCCCUCAGUUUACUCAUCUUGAGUCCCAAAUAUUCAUCGCUGCCUUCUAAAUAGUCUCUACGCAUGAUCUGCAUCAUCGUUGUUCUUGUCGAACAGGAUGUAUUUUUGUCAUCUUCACAAUUUUCAUGAUUCAGAAGUACCAGACACUGAAGUCGGUAAAGCGACAGCCUCGGGACAGAAGUCUCCUGAAGCACGACAGGCUAGUGAGGCUUAUGAGGUAUGAUGUUAAGGGUAUGACUCAUACAGGAUUGAUAAUAUCCCGCGACUUGGAGACAAGAUUUGAGUCUUCAAGAAUCGAUUAACAACAACAAGGGUUUCUUUUAUAACCCUUACCUUGUUGACUUGAGUCAAGACGCAACUACAGUACGUAGUGGAAUGUUUUUCUGUCGGUUCUUUCACGUGCCCUUAUUUCAUCUUUUUUGCCAAGCGUUGGGAAGAAAAUAGUGCCUGGAGAGAGGCCUCCUGGGUAUUUGACACGCU